Molecule: messenger RNA, 2720 nt
Organism: Marchantia polymorpha subsp. ruderalis
Lineage: Eukaryota; Viridiplantae; Streptophyta; Marchantiopsida; Marchantiales; Marchantiaceae
Source: the annotation of a GenBank genome assembly
AAACCGCGCAGCACUAGUCCAGUGCCAGCUCGCUCGCGUCAAGGCCAAGCGGAACCCCACGGCAAGGAUCGGCGAAGGGGGCAGCCCAGGGACCCAGCGUGCUGCGAGUGUUGCGAUUUCGAACAUGGCUUGAGGUGGACGCACUGGCGAGUGAGCUGAGCUGAGCUGAGCCGAGGACAGACGACGAGACGAGACGAGACGAGGGGAGGGACGAUCGAAAAGCCUCGCCUGCUUCUUUCCCGGCGUCGUCGGGUGCGAGAGACUCGGGACGAAAUUCGACGAGCGGGCGAGGGGCGGGACACGGCACGAGCAGGACCUAAUGCAGCUGAAUGAUACGCGAGAAGAAUUGAGCUCAGACCGCGUGGACGAUCCCCAGUGCGAGGACGCGCAUGGCGAAGGAAGUGGAGGCGACAAGGCAAGAGCCGGUGCAACCACAGCGACAGCUUCUCAGCAGCAGCAGCAGCAGCAGCAGCUUCAGCUCGUAGCUGCAGCAGCAUCAGGAGGCGGAGGCGGAGGAGCAGCAGCAGCAGCAGGGGCUCGCCGCGGGCGGGGGAAAGGGAAAGGAGGGCCGCAAAAUGGUCUGUUUCAGUAUAGAGGGGUGCGGCAAAGGAGCUGGGGGCGGUGGGUGGCGGAGAUUCGCGAGCCUCGCAGGCGGGCGAGAAUAUGGCUGGGAACGUUCGCCACUGCCGUGGAUGCAGCUCACGCCUACGACUGCGCCGCAUGGCGCCUCUACGGGCCUCGCGCUCGCUUGAAUCUCGCUUACCCCAUUUCGUCGCAGCCCUCCGACUCGCCCCCGCUCGAAUCGUGCAUCCAGACCUCGCAAGCCUCCACAUCGAAUUCGUCCAGCUGCUCGCUCAAGCCUCUCCUGCCCGCCAUUGCCCCGCGCCCCAACCUCGCCCAUGUACAGUCGCAAUGCCAGCCCCCUCCUGCCGCUGCCCCCAUGCCGCACCACCUCCUGGAUUUCCGUCACGUCGAAGCUCUGGUUCCGGCUGCCAUUCCCAUGCCCGCGGCCUCCUUGCGGGACGCAGCCGGAUGGCACCUCUACAGCAGGAGCUCGGAGAAAUCGUUAAUUGGAGAAAAUUUUGCCGAUGACAAGAGUAAAGUAAGGCUUCUGUUGGGGGCUCCGGCUCCGUUGAAUUCCAAAGGCCGCACGCAAUUCCAGAGUCCGAAUUUGUAUGACUGCUGUCGCGGCGUUCCGGAUUGCUGCAGCAGCAUCGCUCGCGACGAGAAUUUCCGGAUCCACGGCCGCGAGAGCGAGAUCGACGUGCCGGGACUCUCGGAGAGCACCGCCGUCGUCGGCCUGGCAGCGCAGCUGAUGACGGCGAAUUCCACUCACGGCUUAUCGGACGCGUGCUCGCUCAUCGAGCGAGUCGAGGCGGCCAUGCAGAUUCAAGAUCUGCACCACGAGGCACUCCGAUCGCAAAAGCUGCACCUCGACGCAGUCCAAUCCCGCGAACGCGAGCUGCAGCGCAAUUCCUCGGCGCCCGGAUCACUCGAAUUUCGGCCGAUCAAAGCCGAGCCCCAAGAGAGGGCGGCGACCGAUUACUCCCAUCUCCAGCAGGCGCCGCUGGACGCAGUGGUGCCGCCUCUCGUCUGCUCGAGCGAUCAGUUCCGAUGGCCCGACACCGUCCAGCCCACCGCCGCCAGUCGCGAAGCCGACGCGUCGAUCGCAGCGUGCAAGGAGUGGUGGCACCCCAUAGCUAGGCAGAUCCUCAACAGCUGCAGUCCGGAAUUCGAGUCUGCAGACGAGUACACAGUGCCCAGCACCGCCACCGCCGUGCAAGCGCAGCAGCAUCCCUCGCUCCUGUGGAACUCGCCCGAGCACUCUCUCAGUUCGUCGCCGUCCGUGACGUCGCCCAUGCCUCCCACGAUGAUCUGGAAUUCGUCCGAGCAAUCGCUCACUUCCCCUCCAUCCGUCACCUCGAGCUCGCAUCCGAUUCUUGCUGACGGUCAGUGGGAAUACUUGCCCGCCUCCGGAUCCAUGUCCAACAACACACUGAACUGCUGCCAUUCGGACGCAUGCAACUGCAGCUGCAGCUUCAUGGACUACGAUUCGUUCAUGCACAUCAUGCAGUAAUUCCGCUGCAGUGUCUUGUCUCCCGGAUACAGUCCCGCCGAUUUCGGUCGAGCUGAUCCUGGUUUACUCGGGGCCACCGAGGACGAGGACGAGGAUGGGAACGGAUGCGGGUGAGGGCGAGCGUGAGGGUGAAGGUGAAGGGGCUGAGGCUCACGUGCCACAAAGCGAGCUCGAAGAUCAGCGACAUUGUUGCAGCGCAACGAUCUGAUCGAGCCGCCACUGGAUCAGAAUCGCUGAGCCGGAACCAAAAGACGGUCGGGCGGGCGGGCGGGCGAACGAUCUGUGAGGCCUUUUGCCAGUGUUGUCAUGAUCAUUGUAAAUGUAAAGCGAUCAAUCAGUCUUCGCAGUACAGAACUGUACUUCCGAGCUUGAAUGGCUGCUUGGUUAUCCUCAAAGGAGAGGGUUCAUCGAAUCGUCGACGGAUGCAUCUGAUUCACCGAGGCCAAUUCCGGUAAACGCAGGGAAAAGCAAGAAUGUGCGAUGGCUCCCAUGAAUACUGUCAUACUCUAUCGUAUGCUCAUUUACCAGAUCGAUCGGCACCCGGGGACCGCGAGUAAGAGAGCCGAGGCUGCAGCUUACUAGCUUGUAACACGAGGUCCAAAUCUUAUAUAUACGCAAAGAAUUACGCCGAUUCCCGACAGUA